Molecule: messenger RNA, 1980 nt
Organism: Daphnia magna
Lineage: Eukaryota; Metazoa; Arthropoda; Branchiopoda; Diplostraca; Daphniidae
Gene: Mthfs
Product: 5-formyltetrahydrofolate cyclo-ligase
Exons: 4
Coding region: 30-653 (207 amino acids)
Biological process (GO): tetrahydrofolate interconversion; folic acid-containing compound biosynthetic process
Cellular component (GO): mitochondrion
Molecular function (GO): 5-formyltetrahydrofolate cyclo-ligase activity
Source: RefSeq, a predicted model, not a curated record
CCGAAGUGUUGUGUUAUCUUGUGAGAAAUAUGUCAACUGCUGCCGACGAAAUGGAAAAUUUCGCCGCGAAAGCUGCGCUACGCAAUAGCAUAAAAAUUGCUUUGAAGCAACUAAAAUGCCAGGACAGAAGUACGCAAUCACUUGAAGUUACAAAGAAGCUGUUAGCUCAUCCCAAGUAUCUCUCAAGCAAAGGGGUAGCUGUCUUUUUAAGCAUGAAAGACGAAGUCGAUACAGAAGGUAUUGUUCGAAAUAUUUUCGAUAGUGGUAAACACUGCUAUAUUCCAAGGUAUAGAGAAACUGAUGGAUACAUGACAAUGAUAAAAAUGAAUUCCUAUGAUGAAUUGGAAAACUUACCAAGGACACGAUGGAACAUACCACAGCCAUCAGAAAAAGACCUAAGAGUAGAUGUUUUUCAAUCAGGUGAUCUUGACCUGAUACUUACGCCAGGUUUGGCUUUCACAAAGCAAGGUCAUAGACUAGGUCGUGGCAAGGGAUUUUAUGACAAGUUCAUAACAGCCUAUAACUGUUUGCAUAAGCCUCCCUAUUUAAUUGGUUUGGCUUUGUCAUAUUCCAUUGUGGAUCAUAUCCCCUGUACAUUGACUGAUGUUCAAAUGGAUGAGGUACUUUAUGGCAAUCGUCAAACAAGUGAAUGAUCUGGCAAACCAAUUAACAAGAUGAAAGAAUUUUUCAAUACUGAAAAUUAUUAGAGGCAAAUUAGAUUCCCAUACUUCUUCUAUAAUGUGAUACUUGUACAAAUGCAGACUAGUACUGAUAUAUUCUGAAAAUGAAAAGUAUACUAUCAUAGAUUUGUACAUUAAAAACAUGCCCAGAGGUAUUUGAGGUAAAAUCUUAAUUCUACCUGAUAUGUGAGCUAUAGUCUCCAUGUAACUUAUAGUCAACACAAUUUGUUUAUAUUAUUGAUUAUGGCAAUCUAUUCACUGAUUUAAUCCAUUGGCUUCUGUAUUUGGCUGAAUAUGAUAAAUUCAAUUGCUAUUUUAAAAUCAUUGGCCCAGCACCCAGCAAUCUUUAGGCUGUGGUCUUCCAGUGCUGGGAAUUUGUUUUGGCAAGCAAAUACUCAACAAGGAAUUAUAAGUGGAACGGUGGAGAGAAAAGAUGUUUGCGAUGGGCAAUUCGAGAUCCAAGUAGAAACGGAGUGCCCAUUGUUUAAAGGCUUAGAGACUCGGCAAAUGGUAUUACUGACCCAUGGUGACAGCGUAGACUAGGUUGCAGAAGGGUUGCGUUACGUCGCAAAAUCUUCACAUCAUAUUAUUUCCGCUAUUGCUGAUAUUACUGAGUCCAGUUCCAUGAUUUGACUGAAAACGGACGAAAAAUGUUGCAUGCCUUCUUAUUCGAAAUCUGUGGAUUGCAAGGAGGUUUCACAUUGGAGAAACGCGAGCAGCAGUGUAACGAUUACAUCCGGCGCACGGUCGGACGUGAUAAGAUCGUGCUCAUGCUAGUAAGCGGUGGAGUCGAUUCCGCCGUUCGUGCUGCCCUUCUCCAUAAAGCACUUCUACAGGUGAUAACUCGUCGCGAGUGCAGGGCAUCUAUAUCCAUUCUUAUCUUUUUCUUUUUUUUUUAAAUUUUAUCUUAAAGAAAAGAUACAAUAUGUUUGCUAAUUUACUUUAUUUACGUUAUUCACCGACAGUUUACAAGCGUUUUAGUAAUUUACCUUGGGUUACUUGAAAUUAUUAUUACAAGUUUCAUUUAAGUUCAUGGUAAAAGUUGAAAUUCAAAGUGUAUGUCUAAUGGCACAACGGUAUAGCAUCGGAGCGGUACGCAGAAGAUUUAGGGUUCGAUUCCCUAAAGAGUUCAGUUACAUUCCAAUGUAAAAAUAAAUUCCAUUGGGAAAAUUCUGAUUUAUGAGUUACAAAAUCUCUAAGUAAAAUUAGAGUGCCUUAACCAAAGACUUGUAAAGCCCUAUUCUACAACGUGGCUAUUGGUCGCAUAUACUGGAACAUUACAACUCAGAUGGAAAACGAA